ACACACACACACACACACGUCACUGAGGUUCACACUCGGAUUCUCUCCUCCGGGUUGAAGGAUUUUUAUCUCCUGGUUCCUGACUGAGACUUUAUUUCACUUCAGUAUUCUGACCUGUGCUCCAUCUUGCAGUGAAGGAUGUCAAUGGCGGGUUUCAAGAAACAGUUUCAUAAAGCCAGUCAGCUACUGAGUGAGAAGAUAAGCGGCACUGAAGGGACAAAGCUCAAUGAAGAUUUCGUUGUGAUGGAGCGGAAAAUAGACAUCACCAGCAAGUCUGUUUUUGAGCUCAUAGCCAAAACCACAGAAUACCUCCAGCCAAACCCAGCAUCACGAGCCAAACUGGGAAUGCUGAACACCAUGUCGAAGAUCAGAGGACAGGUAAAGACCACCGGUUACCCACAGACAGAGGGGCUUCUGGGAGAUUGCAUGCUCCGGUACGGCCGUGAACUCGGAGAAGACUCUGCUUUCGGUUCUGCACUGCUGGACGUGGGCGAGGCUAUGAAACAAAUGGGCGAGGUUAAAGACUCGCUCGAUAUCAACGUGAAGCAGAACUUCAUUGAUCCGCUGCAGACACUGCAGGACAAGGACCUGAAAGAGAUUGCGCAUCAUCUAAAGAAGCUCGAGGGACGGCGAUUAGAUUUCGACUAUAAAAAGAAGCGACAGGGAAAGAUUCCUGACGAUGAAAUCAGGCAGGCUGUGGAGAAGUUUGAGGAGUCCAAGGAACUCGCCGAGAGGAGCAUGUUCAAUUUUUUAGAAAAUGAUGAAGAACAGGUGUGUCAGUUAGCAUCCCUGAUCGAGGCAGCGCUGGAGUAUCACCGUCAGUCCGCUGACAUCCUGAAGGAACUAAGUGGAAAAUUACAGAGCAGGAUAAACUCAGCAAGCAACAAACCUAAGAAAGAGUUCAUGCCAAAGUCUAUUAUGUCCAGCCUGAAUACCAUCAAUAGCAAUCAGCAGAAUGGCGUCUCCCACACUUCCUCUCUAAAAUCCACAGCUGAAUACAUCAAUUAUCCACCUCCUAUCAACCCAGAAUGGCCUGAAAGACCCAGAGGGGACAGUCACGUGUAUGAACAGGCAACCGAUCAAGAUUACUUCGAACCCGACACAGAGACGGAGCUGCACAUGGACCAGCCGUGCUGCCGCUCGCUGUACGACUUUGAACCCGAGAACGAGGGCGAGCUCGGCUUCAGGGAAGGAGACAUCAUCAUCCUCACCAAUCAGAUCGACGAGAACUGGUACGAAGGGAUGAUCAACGGCGAUUCGGGCUUCUUUCCCAUCAACUACGUCAAGGUCCUAGUGCCCCUACCGCAAUGAGGCUUGUAACACUGACUCUGCACGAGAGACCCACCCUAUGGAAGCGUCCUCUUUUCACUGCUUUCUUUUUCAGCUUCUCAUAGUAGUGAGUCAAGACAACCGGAAUUGUAUUAAAAUCUCGAUGAGUACAGAACCGUCUCAAAAGAUUGAACAAGUCCAGUCAUCUUGAUCCAUUAUUUCUAGACAUUUAGUGACCUGGAUGCCUGAAAAAAAAUAUUUUUAAGUAUUUAUUUCUCUUUUAUAUGCAGUAUCCUGUUCGGCUUUUGAUUUAGCCUUUGACAUUUGUUCGACCCGUUUUUUUGUUUUUUUUUCAGUCUCGAUAAUUUUUUUGUCUUUUUGCACAGUUUUUUACAUUUUUUUUAAUAAUAUGUAUGUGGUUUAGCUUAUAUGUGAAUGCACUGAGCUUAAACGUGACCGAAACCCAAUUUAUAAAACGUAAGGAUCUGUACCUCUACUCAUGGGAACGUUUAUAUCUCCUCAAGUACUUAAUAUCCGCACCUCUCUUGCCCUUGUUUUCUGUUCCCAUGUGAGUUAUUGAGAUUGUGUGGAUUCACGACAUCAGUAAUGAGCGUUGUAUCGUAAACAAAGCGGUUUAAAGAACGAGGUGGGCGUAUGGUGUGCCAAAACAUCACACCAUAAUUCUUCUCAAUUCACAAAUCGUCUACUUUUUGAAGCGGCAAAUUGAAGGACUCAACAAUAGAUAUAUUUUUUUAAAUGUGGGUGGCAAUUCGUGGAUGUUACUGUAACAGUGGAGAGAGUAGGUCAGUCAAAGUUUGGGUUUCUCAACCGACCCCGUUUUAAAGGACCAAAAUUCUUGCUGUAAACAAACCAAAAAAAUAUCUGUAAACAUAAACAUGCACUACCGGGGUUCUGAUUACUUAAUGUCUGUUAAUGCGAUGAGACUGUUUCCGUGCUCUGCAGAAAGAAUACAGUCAGAAUACAGAAUACAUUUCUGCAAAAUAUCUAAUAAAUAAUGAAUAAUAGUGUUUCUAGCUGGGAAACACGA
Silurus meridionalis is the source of this 2317-nucleotide messenger RNA. It is a transcript of the gene sh3gl3a, whose product is annotated as SH3-domain GRB2-like 3a. The record is from RefSeq and is a predicted model, not a curated record. The coding region runs from base 139 to 1311 and encodes 390 amino acids. The transcript is spliced from 10 exons. Gene Ontology annotation, molecular function: protein binding. Gene Ontology annotation, cellular component: cytoplasm; presynapse; glutamatergic synapse. NCBI's taxonomy places the organism in Eukaryota, Metazoa, Chordata, Actinopteri, Siluriformes, Siluridae. Gene Ontology annotation, biological process: endocytosis; synaptic vesicle uncoating.